This is a messenger RNA of Rhizophagus irregularis DAOM 181602=DAOM 197198, 206 nucleotides long. The record is from RefSeq and is a predicted model, not a curated record. NCBI's taxonomy places the organism in Eukaryota, Fungi, Glomeromycota, Glomeromycetes, Glomerales, Glomeraceae.
GUUGUGGAAAAGGUGGCAGCUUUCUUGCAUGGCAACGUACUGUAAGUAUCUACUGGCAUCCACUGCUAUCAAUAGCAUCAAUACAUCAGGAAUUUGUAAAUACUUUAAUACAAUAUUUAAUUUCCACACUUGUUGUGGAAAAGGUGGUAGCUUUCUCGCACAGCAACAUACUGCCAGUAUCUACUGGCAUCCACUGCUAUCAAUAG